Messenger RNA from Ustilaginoidea virens, 720 nucleotides. RefSeq lists its product as uncharacterized. Lineage: Eukaryota; Fungi; Ascomycota; Sordariomycetes; Hypocreales; Clavicipitaceae. The record is from RefSeq and is a predicted model, not a curated record. The coding region runs from base 1 to 720 and encodes 239 amino acids. The transcript has a single exon.
AUGCGCCUCCACACCGCCCUCGCCGCCGCCCUCCUCCCCGCCGCGCACUCGGCCGCCGUCCCCGCCGCCGUCCCCGCCGCCGCCCCCGCCGCCGCCCCCGCCGCCCCCGGCUCCGGCGACCACCAGGUCCUCCACCCCCAGAGCGACUGGUCCAGCCGGAACUGCAAGGAGGGCACCUUCCUCCCCGGCGGCGCCGAGUGGCUCCUCGCCAGCGCCUCCUGCAGCGGCCGCGACUUCCCCAACUUCGCGGCCGUCUGCUCCAGCAGCCACGACUUCGGCAACCCCAGCGCCCGCACCAUCAUCUCCGGCAAGUGCCCCAAGGGCCAGGUCUGCCUGCAGUACCACUCGUACAGCCUGUACAGCCAGCCCAUGUACGACGUCGCCUGCGGGCCCGCCGACCACAUGAUCCACUUCCCCGUCGACACGUACGCCCACGGCCCGCACUCCAUGUGCGGGCCGGCCUGGACAAACGACAAGGACCAGCACAUGCAUGCCAACUUUGUCAUCAACAUCUACAACGAGCACCAGACCGACAUCGAGCCCGCCCCCUCCAUCAUUUACCUGGUCGGCGGGCGCGUCAAGGGCAGCUACCGCAACGAGGCCGUCAUGCAGCAGCAGAUUGAUGUUCCGCCCCACGGCGCCGUCAAGGUGUGCGUCGGCGGCAAGCCGGGCCAGCUGCUGCACGUCAGGGCCGGCAUGUAUAAUGUUUUCUGGAGCUAG